Molecule: messenger RNA, 3501 nt
Organism: Lutra lutra (Eurasian river otter)
Lineage: Eukaryota; Metazoa; Chordata; Mammalia; Carnivora; Mustelidae
Gene: ART1
Product: ADP-ribosyltransferase 1
Exons: 6
Coding region: 285-1250 (321 amino acids)
Molecular function (GO): NAD+ poly-ADP-ribosyltransferase activity; NAD+-protein-arginine ADP-ribosyltransferase activity
Source: RefSeq, a predicted model, not a curated record
GUCACAUUUCUGAGCAGCUGUGUGGGUACAAGCGGUGGGGGACUGACAGUAUAAAGGAGAAACCUGCCUUCCCCGACCUGGUGGCCAUAACUGGAGAGCGACACCAGCUUCCCUGGAGAAGGCCUAGAUGUGUUCCCAUCUUUUCCCUCAUAAUUUUCAUCUCAGCAUUUUUACUCUGUAUGCCGAGGUAUUGCUUCCAGUCGGGUUUAGCACAGAGGGUUUUAAGCAGAUGAAGAAACUGAGACCCAAAGAGAGACAGUAACUUGUCCAGGGCUACCUCCAACAUGCAGACCCCUGCCAUGCUGUGUCUGCUGCUUGUGUGCACGGGCCUCCCGGAAGCGCUGCAGGCCCAUAGCCACCCCAUCUCUCGACGAGACCUGUUCUCUCAAGAACUGCCCCUGGACAUGGCCCCAGCCUCCUUUGAUGACCAGUAUGAAGGCUGUGCAGCAGCCAUGACAGCAGCUCUCCCAGAUCUCAACCAAACUGAGUUCCAGGCCAACAAAGUGUACGCGGAUGGCUGGGUGCAGGCAAGCAGCCAAUGGCAGGACCGCCAGGCCUGGGGGCCAGAGUGGGUCCUGAGCCCUACUGGGUUGCCCCCGCCACCCCCUGGCUUCCGCGAUGAGCAUGGGGUGGCCCUCCUGGCCUACACCGCCAACAGCCCCCUGCACAAGCAGUUCAAUGCCGCCGUGCGUGAGGCAGGCCGCUCCAGAGCCUACUACCUCCACCACUUCUCCUUCAAGACACUCCAUUUCCUGCUGACCGAAGCCAUACAGCUGCUGGGCAGGGGCCAGCGUUCACCCCAGUGCCACCAAGUGUUCCGAGGGGUGCACGGCCUGCGCUUCCGGCCGGCGGGGCCCGGGGCAACCGUCAGGCUGGGGGGUUUUGCCUCCGCGUCCCUAAAGAAUGUUGCAGCCCAGCAAUUUGGGGAGGACACCUUCUUUGGCAUCUGGACCUGCCUUGGGGCACCUAUCAAGGGCUACUCCUUCUUCCCUGGGGAGGAGGAGGUGCUGAUCCCCCCCUUCGAGACCUUCCAGGUGAUCAACGCCAGCAGACCGGCCCAGGGCCCCGCCCGCAUCUACCUCAGGGCCCUGGGCAAGCACAGCACCUACAACUGCGAGUACAUCAAAGACAAGCAGUGCAAGUCCAGGUCCUGCCCUCUUGGUAACUCAGCCAUGGGUCAAGGCCCCUCUUCUUCAGUCUGGUCCCUCCUACUGCCAGUCUGGUUCCUUGUCAGGGGAACCUUUCCAUAGAGUCCAGACCUGCCAUGAUCCAUCUGACACUGAACAGCCCCUCCUGGCCAUCGCGCUGCCUCAGCCCGACAUGGGGAUGUCGGCCCUCUAUGUGCUUUAAGAGCAGCCAGGAUCCAUGGUGACCCUCUGCAGAGAACUCUGGGACUUUCUCUGGCAGCUGCCAGGUUUGCUGAUGGAGAAUUAAGGGAAUCUGGGGACUGAGCCUUCCCCAAGGCUUUAAGAGUGAGACAUUGAAAGGGGGCAGUGGUCUCUAAGGGCAGGCAACUACUCAUUUGGAGACUGAUGAUGAAACUAGUUUGAGGAGGGAUUGGGGAGGAAAACACUUGGCCACGGUAUUUGCUGGUAUUACUCGAAUGGCUCACAUAUGCACCUGGAAAGCUCCCAUUCACUCUUCCAGGAAGCUUUCUCGGACCUCCCCCAGCUGGUUGGGCUAGGGCCCCUGCCUCUUUGCUCCCAUGGGUCCCUGGCUGCUUCCCUACACCACGUGUCAGUGUUUGUCUCCCAUGUCAGUCUGGGAGCUUCCUGAGGGCAGGGACUGGGUCUAAAGCACAGGGGUGGUGCCAGACAGACAACAUGUGACAGUCGGAAAGGAACAAACCCCUCAUGAAUGCCUCACUGCUGCACUGCCCCACCUUGGUCACUUUGAAGCUUUCUGAAUGUCAGUGUGUGGGAAUGAUGUGGACGGGCUCCAGCUCCAGAGGGCAGAGAGCAGGACAGACAGCAGAGACAGCAUCAGGUCCACUGCCAGGGUCUCAGCUGAAGACUCAGUUGAAUUCUUGUCAGCAAAGACAUAAUCUCUGCCGUGAUCUAUUUGUCCUAAGGCUCCUGUCUCUAGAGACACAAACCUGGACCCCUACCUUCCACUGCCACAGGCCCCAAGGUAAAACAGCAUGAAGAGGUGUGAGGCACACACUUUAUUGUAAGUUGAGGCUUUGGGGCUGAAUCCUCAUGUGGCCUCCUCUGGAAACGAGAGAAUGAAUCCUGGAUCCCCUUCCCUGAGUCCUUCCUAACAUAGCAGCCACGGAGGAAGGAAGAGAAGACAAGGAAGUAUGGUCGUUCUGUUUCUCAUGUAACCUGCACUCUCGCCACCAAAAACUCUAACAUGCAGCAUCGAAAUUCAAUUCUGCUCCUCCAGGACUGUGUUUCGAUCUUGGCCCUUCUUAGAGUGCCCCUUCUGUAGGAAUUAGGGCAGUGGCAAGCUAUGGCUUCCCUUAAAGUUUAGGGUAUAUAGACAAGCGAUUCCCUGUGGUUUGUGAAAUCAGCAGUGCUCAGCCUGGAGGGAGAGUGUCACCAGCUCUUAGGCACAGUGGGGAGAAACUAGGUGGCCUAGCAGAGAGCCAACCACCACCUGGCCUUUCCGUCCCUCUCUGGAGGGGCUGUGGCUGCACCAGACCCCUGGAACUCAGAGGGCCUGCACCAGCACCAGGAGGCUCAUGACCAGGGCCAUGGAGAAGAAGAUGCCCAAGAAGAAGCGAUCCAUCACACGGGCCAGUCGUUUCCAGUCUUCAUGGCGGCGCUGGGCAGCCCUGUGGCUGUGGAAGGUGUUAGCAAUGGUAGAUACGUGGCGCAGGAGGGCUUCCUGACGGCACAGACACUGUGGCUCACGGCAAGGAACUGCUGGAGGGCGAGCACCUCCGUCAGGAGGCUGGGGACUGGGGGGUGACUCAGGUGGUCUAGACUGCCCACAGGCCUCCCCUCGUUCCCGCACGCACAGGCCUCGUGCCAGGCGUCCCAGCAGGAGGGCCCGAGCCCAGGCUGGCACUGGUCGGGCGCUGGGACCACAGUAGUGCAGGUUCAUGAUAAGGAUGGUGAGCGCUGUGGAGAAUGUGACCAUGGUCAUGGUGGCCAUGUAGUACUUCCCUGCAAGAAAGAGAGUAAUCUGGGGCCCAAAACAAGAACUCAGGGGGCUGAGCUUGACCACCGCCUCAACACAAACAAGCACCAGCUCACCCACCCUGAGGCUUUCAGGACCCUCCAGUCCCAAUGGAUGGAACCAGGAAGGAGGUAAGGUCCAAGAUCUCUUCAUCCCCUGUUCUUACAAGUGGGUUCUCAGAAGCUACUUGCUCCCUAAUUGUUCUCACUGCUGGACCCUGCACUCCCCCACAGACCGUGACAGUCACUCUCAAAUGGUACGAGCACAAUCUGGGGGUAAGUUACUGAUCCUUUUGCACAACUGGGAUAACAGAACCUACCUCAUAGAUGUGUCGUGAUGCCUCUCUGAGUUAAUAAAAAAAAAAUGGCACGUGCUUAG